Molecule: messenger RNA, 1643 nt
Organism: Phaeodactylum tricornutum CCAP 1055/1
Lineage: Eukaryota; Bacillariophyta; Bacillariophyceae; Surirellales; Neidiaceae
Exons: 1
Coding region: 93-1643 (516 amino acids)
Biological process (GO): vesicle budding from membrane; late endosome to vacuole transport via multivesicular body sorting pathway
Cellular component (GO): ESCRT III complex; multivesicular body
Source: RefSeq, a predicted model, not a curated record
AAACGUGUACGCAUACAUCUACCCAAUUAACCACCUUUGCACUACCCGACCAGUCGAGAAAGUGGACACUUUCACGGGUUGCUCGAACGGGCAUGUCCGUCCGCAGGUUUUUUGGGUGGAAGUCACUCGAGGAGGACCUCGCAUCUGCCCCGGAACGCAUCGACGAUGCGGACAACGCAGACUCUGCCCAGGAUCCUGAUCCCUCGGAUGGAAUAAUCACUACCACGCAUAACGACAGCGACACCAAUACACUGGUUGAUUGGGACACGGCGCACGACGUCACGUGUCGACAACAGCAUUCAUUGAUGGCAACCCCGACACAAGUGGUCCUCGCCUUCCCUCACGGAGUCACGCCUCCACCAUCUGCCGAAGACUGUCUUUGGAAACCAUGCCACCGACGUACACUCCAACACGACGUGGUUUCUCGGUAUCGACUGCGGUAUCCAUCCCUAUCCACACCGGAUGCAUCCGACCCGGACUCGACCACGACAUCGUCGUCGUCCGCCACUACCCUCGGGCGGGCCGCCCGGUACCUGUACACGUCCCUGACGCAUACACUCGGGGCGACUCCUACCUCUGCAGAUCCGGUCUGGCUCCGUUACAAUCCCAACGACGAUUUUCUGUCGGGGUCUGAGCAAUCCUUUCCUUCGAAAGGACUCGAGGAGGACGUCCAUGAUAAUAAUCACGAGGCGCCCUUGCUUCAUCGAACGCUCGCGGUGGAAUGCCUCCACGUGUUUGUUAACGCACUCGCGCACGACUCGGACUCCAUUACGGUGAAGGUCGUCCAACGAUACGGGCACGAUCGCCAAGCGUGGCCCGGAUACCUCUCUACACGACUCGCACCGUCGCAUCUCUGGUGUGCUCAGCUGCCCGACGACCAAACUGAUUUUCUCCUCGAUUGUUUGGAAUUGAUGGGUCUUGUCCAAAUCCGGCAUCGGGAGUUGCAGCCCGAUUUGGUUAUCCUCCACGGCUCGGUCAACCGAAGCCACGGCAACGGCAACAACAAGAAGAGCGACAACAACAACAACAUUGACGCCGUCGCGGUUGCCGUUGCCCGUUUUGAUGUGCAACAGGCUCAAGCACGGGUGCAGGUGCAGAUUCAGUCCUGGACGACCCAAGCUGACGCUUGCACCGUCCGGGCCCGACAGGCCCAACGGAACGGCCGAAAGUCCCAGGCCUUGUGGGAAAUGAAGCGGCGUCACCUUUUCACGCAACAAAUCGAACGCCAGUACGGAAUCUUGCUCAAUUUGGAAACGGCACAACACGCCAUCGAGUCAGCCUCCCACCAGACCGCUGUUGUGGCGGCGUUGUCGCAGGCCUCGCACACACUCCGGCUAUUGCGCAUCACCGUGUCUAUGGGGGACGUCGACCGCGUUGCUGAUGAGUUGUUCGAAGAAUUGGAAGAAAUGCGGAUACGGGACGACGCGCUGGUGGAUUCAACGGCGACCGACACAAUGGAUGACGACGAAUUGUUGGAAGAAUUGGCCGCUUUGACGUUGCAGGAUGCGGUUCCGGGCGAAUCAAAUACGCCACUCGUCCCGGCUGUUCGAGACGCCUCUUCUAUCGAAAAUCAAGCGAACCGGAAGGUGAACAAGGAACCAACUACUAAGGCCGGGAUCACGGAAACUUUGGCGUCAUGCUAG